Amaranthus tricolor (Joseph's coat) is the source of this 2486-nucleotide messenger RNA. Its product is annotated as probable rhamnogalacturonate lyase B. The coding region runs from base 447 to 2486 and encodes 679 amino acids. Lineage: Eukaryota; Viridiplantae; Streptophyta; Magnoliopsida; Caryophyllales; Amaranthaceae. Gene Ontology annotation, biological process: carbohydrate metabolic process. The transcript is spliced from 16 exons. The record is from RefSeq and is a predicted model, not a curated record. Gene Ontology annotation, molecular function: carbohydrate binding; catalytic activity.
UCCAAGCUAUAAGGGUUAUUAUGUAAAAUUUUCAUUCUUGUUCCCUUUGUAAUUUGUUACUUUGUAAUUAAUUCAUACUCCUAAUAUGCAAUUACUAUAUGGAACUUUUUUUAUUGAAGUAAAACAAUCCUCCCUAGAAAAAUUAAAUAAUAUCUAAUAGAGGAAAUUAAAGAUUUUAGCUUUCCCAAAAAAGAUUUUUUUAAUCCUUUGGUUUAGGAAAAUAUCUAUCCAUUAAAAGAAAGAAUAAAUUUAGUAAUUUGCAUUAAAAUUGGAAAUUAUGGCAUUAAUAUAGGAAGUGAUUUCUACCCUGAAUCCUCCUAUUUAAAAUGUGAGAUCAAAGUUAUUCUAACUUUCCAAGAACAAAAGGUUCUAAAGGAAGUUCACACAAAGUUACAAUCUGAUACUGACUUUGAGAUUUCAGAAUUUACAGGGUUCAAUAUUUAUAAAUGGAGAAUCGAAAUAUCACAAAAUGGAAGGAUAUAAUGAAAAUCAUAUUUUUUAUCCAGUUGAUGUUUGCAGGAGAUUGUAGUGGCAGAAAUCCGAUGGGAGGGGGAAGUAUACCAAAUAUGCCGCCGGACUCUGGUACUGAUAGUGCUGCUCCUGUACUGGUCAAUGUUACUGCUAAUCAGAUUGUGUUGGACAAUGGCAUAAUUCAAGUGACUUUCUCCAUUCCAGAAGGUUUCAUUAUUGGAAUACGAUUCGGUGGCAUAGACAAUGUACUAGAUGUCACUAAUCGCCUAUCUGAUAGAGGGUACUGGGACAUAGCAUCAGUCAGUAAUCCAGACAAUGAUGAUACAAAUGAAAUUGGGCUUGGAGGGAGAAGUUAUAAAAUCAUAAGCCAAACUCCAGAUCAAGCAGAGAUUUCAUUUUUCUGUCAAAGAACUUCAUCACUUCCGCUACAAGUUGAAAUCAGAUAUGUAUUGCUGCGUGGACGGUCAGGAUUCUACUCUUAUGCCAUUUUUGAACGUGCAGAAGGUUUGCCACCUUUGGAUGUGGAUCAGAUCAGGACUGUUUUUAAGCUUCAAACUACAUUGUUUACUUAUAUGGCAAUUUCAGAUAAAAUACAAAGAAUUAUGCCAACCUUGCGUGAUCGAGAGACUGGUCAGCGAUUGGCCUAUAAAGAAGCUGUUCGAAUAACAAAACCCACUAAUUCUAAGAUUAAAGGACAGGUUGAUGACAAGUACCAAUAUUCAUGUGAAGAUAAAGAUAACAAGUUACAUGGAUGGAUUUCCUUUAAACCUGCAGUAGGAAUUUGGCUUAUAACACCAAGUGAUGAAUUCCGAAUGGGGGGACCUCUUAAACAAGACCUUACAUCUCAUGUUGGACCAACGAUGAUUUCUAUGUUUCACAGUACACAUUAUGGUGGUAAUGACUUAAUAAUGAGAUUCAAAAAUGGAGAACCAUGGAAAAAGGUUUUUGGACCAUACUUGGUUCAUUUGAAUUCGGCUCAUGGGAAAGCAGAUCCUGUUGUAUUAUGGCAACAAGCGAAAGAACAGAUGCAGACAGAAGUUAAGAACUGGCCUUAUGAGUUCCCAUUAUCCCCAGAUUUCCCUAAGGCUAAUCAACGCGGAUCAGUUGUGGGUAGAUUGUUUGUCAAUAAUGGGUCAAAAGUACCAACACCCGCAAAUUUUGGUUGGGUUGGCUUGGCUGCACCUGGUGAACCAGGUUCAUGGCAAUACGAAAUGAAAGGCUAUCAAUUCUGGAUUCAGACUGAUAGUGAAGGAAGGUUUCUGAUACCGAAUGUUCGUGUUGGCAUCUACAAUUUCUUUGCAUGGGUUCCAGGAUUUAUUGGAGACUACAAAUCUGCUGCAGCUGUUAACAUUGUAGCAGGGAAGCAAAUAAACAUUGGUGAUCAAGUUUUUAUACCUCCAAGAAGUGGGCCGACACUCUGGGAAAUUGGAUUCCCUGAUCGCAGUGCAGCUGAAUACUUUGUGCCUGACCCUACUCCACACUUCACCAACCCUGUGUUUGUCAACGAUGCUGAAAACAAGUACAGACAAUAUGGUCUAUGGGAUCGUUACACUGAUCUAUACCCGAGACAUGACCUUGUUUACACAGUUGGUGUCAGUGAUUUUCGGAAGCAUUGGUUUUUCGCUCAUGUGCUUAGAAGGAUAGGAAAAACUUAUCAGCCCACAACAUGGCGGAUUGUUUUCCCUUUACUGACCAUUGCACCAAAUACUACGUACACUUUACAAAUCGCGCUUGCAUCUGCAACACAAUCUGAACUACAAGUGAGAAUUAACAAUCCUGAUGUGCAAAGUAAGCCUUUGUUCACAACAUUGCUUAUAGGUCGGGAUAACGCAAUCGCAAGACAUGGGAUUCAUGGACUGUAUCGCUUGUAUACCAUAGGUGUACCGUCUUCUUUGCUUAAACGUGGACAUAAUACAGUUUUCCUCACACAAUCCAGAAAUAAUGAAAUGUUUCGUGGUAUCAUGUAUGAUUAUGUAUGUUUAGAAGGGCCUCCAUCUUCUCAGAUAAUGUUGUAA